Cornus florida is the source of this 1600-nucleotide messenger RNA. Its product is annotated as F-box/LRR-repeat protein 4-like. The record is from RefSeq and is a predicted model, not a curated record. The transcript has a single exon. Gene Ontology annotation, molecular function: protein binding. Gene Ontology annotation, biological process: SCF-dependent proteasomal ubiquitin-dependent protein catabolic process. Gene Ontology annotation, cellular component: SCF ubiquitin ligase complex. Lineage: Eukaryota; Viridiplantae; Streptophyta; Magnoliopsida; Cornales; Cornaceae. Bases 463 to 1386 code for a protein of 307 amino acids.
UUUUAUCGCUGGGAGGUCGAACCCAGUACUCAAUCCAUCUGCCGUGUGUUCUAAAGUGUCCAUACGAGAAGAGGUUCAGAAAAAGCUAGGGUUUCAGAUCGUGUGAAGAUGAGAGAGAGAUGCGGUUCUGUAUAAAUCAUAAGUGGGUUCAAGUUCGAUCCAUUUCAUACCCUACCAAAUUUACGUUUUAAGCAUAAAAUUUAUUUCUCACUCUCACUCUUACUCUCACUCUUCAAACUCUCUCUCUCUCCUUUAUAUAAACCUCAAACUCGAAACCAUUAGCUAUUGAUCUCCAAAACCUCUCUAUACUGUGGAUUAGAAAAACUAGGGUUUUUCAUCGAUCAUUUCUGGGAGCAACUACUAUACUAUGGAUUAGUAUUGUUGUCUCAGUAGCUUUUCUUUUACUUUGUGUUACGGAGAAUUAGGUGUUAAUUUCAUGUUCAGUGAACACAAUUGAGUGUCAUGGAAAGGUUUGGUGAUGAUGUGCUGGGCUUAAUUCUCAAAUGGGUUGAUAACCCUGAUGACAGAAGAACAUUCUCUGAAGUCUGCAAGCAAUGGUGCAGAGUCGAGGGUCUUCACCGAUCAUCUUUACGCAUUUUCGAACCCAUUCUUCUUCCUAGUUUCUUACCCAGAUUCCCAAACUUAGUCUCAUUGGAAUCAUCAAAAGGUCUCACCAAUAACCACAUCAAAAUCAUCGCCAAAACUUGUCCCAACAUUGAAGUUCUCAAUCUUAACUACAAAAAAACACUUGGUAUUAUACCCAUUUUGGAAGAUCUUGAUGGUUCUGGUAUAAGUGAGAUAGCAAUUGGGUGUCCCAAUUUAGCUGAAGUGUAUCUGAGGAGGAGAUGCCAAGUUAGGAAUUUUGGAGUCACUUCUCUUGUUAAUUCAGCUCAAAAUUUGACCACUUUGGAUUUGGCUGGAUGCAGUAGGAUUGCAGAUGAAGCCCUUAAAGCUAUUGGGAAUGCAAAUUCCUUGCUGGUUUUGAAUUUGCGAGGUUGUUGGUUAAUCACAAAUGGGGGGUUGGCUUUGUUGGCAAUUGGGUCUCUAUCUAGGACACUGCGAAAAUUGGACAUUGCAGAGUGUAAUCGAAUUACAGAUGAUGGUGUAUUGCAUUUGAGGGAAAUGUGUUGUUUGGAGGAGUUGAAUCUGGCAAACUGUGGAGGGAAUGUGACUGACAUUGGAGGUUUGGCGAUUGCUGCAAUUCGAACUCUCAAGAGAUUGCACUUAUCGUGGUUGAUUAACAUAUCAGAUGCUACACUCUUUGCUCUUGCUCAGAACUGCCUGAAUUUGGUGGCGAUUGAUCUGAGGGGUUGUAUAUCAAUAACUUUUGAAGGAAUUCAUGAAUUUGCAAAACAUGUGUCUUUGGAAUUCCGGAUAGAACAUUAAUGGAGAGGAUGUGCAAUAGAUGGUGCUUGGAUGCCAGACCUUGAGGUUAGAGUGGUGGAAGUGAUGGAUGAAACAAGGACUCAAGUGCGUGUUUAUGCUCUCACAUUUUCUUGCUGGUAAAUUAAUCCACAUAUAUGUAUUUAUGCACUUUGACUUUAUGCUAUGGUUUUUUAUGUCUGAACUUCUUUCUUAACUUCGCAAUUUAAAGGCCAAA